Molecule: messenger RNA, 1676 nt
Organism: Enterobius vermicularis (human pinworm)
Lineage: Eukaryota; Metazoa; Nematoda; Chromadorea; Rhabditida; Oxyuridae
Source: the annotation of a GenBank genome assembly
AUGCCUGUGAUGGCCCUACGCUGGUAUGGUCGUGGAAGACUUCUUAAACUGGACGAUGGCGCUCCUGAAAUUGUUCUCCAAAAAGAUUUUGUAGUCCAUGUUUCUAUUUCAGAAGAUAAUUUAUAUGUUGCAUUACAAGCAGUUUCCUUUGUCAGCAUGAGCUUUUCAGACGCUUCAAAGUUCUCUUCUGCAUUUAACCUUUGCAAAGGCGUGAAGUCACGAACUUCUGCUAACUCUGCUGUGCCGAAGGAGGGUAACGUGUCGGAGUUCGAUGCACGUACUGAGCAAGCUUCUGCAUCUCAGUAUUUUCAGUUUUACGGGUUUGCUUUUACAACUGGAUAUUUAAGUUUUUUGCAACAAAAAACAACUAGUUAUAUAAAUGAAGUGAAGAUGAUUUCAUUACAUCGUUAUAGGUACCUAGCGCAGCAACAGAAUAUGAUGCAGGAUUAUGUGCGCACUUCAACUUACCAGCGUGCUAUACAUAUUAAUUCAAGAGACUUUAAGGAUAAGGUUGUGAUGGAUGUUGGAGCAGGCAGCGGCAUAUUAUCUUUCUUUGCUAUUCAAGCCGGAGCCAAGCGCGUCUAUGCUGUAGAAGCUAGUUCAAUAUCAGUUCACUGUGCGGAGUUGGUUAGAAGUAAUAACUUGUCGGAUCGGAUUAUUGUUGUUCCGGGACGGGUAGAAGAGGUGUCUGUGCCAGAGCAAGUGGAUGUUAUAAUUUCUGAACCUAUGGGUUACAUGCUGGUGAACGAACGCAUGCUUGAGUCGUACAUGCAUGCAAGGAAGUUUCUGAAACCGAACGGCAAAAUGUUCCCAUCUCGAGGUGAUCUUCAUUUUGCAUUAUUCAGCGACGAAGCUUUAUUUAUUGAGCAGUGCUCAAAGGCAAAUUUUUGGUGCCAGGAAAGUUUCCAUGGGGUUAACGUUUCUUCCUUAAGGCCUCAAGCACUAACUGAAGUUUUUAGACAGCCUGUAGUGGACACUUGGCAUCCUAAUAUUUUGAUGAGCGGCAGCAUGAAGUGGUCUGUAGAUUUUCUUAAGGACCAUGUUACUGCUUUGCACAAUAUAAACAUUCCAUUUACAUUUGCUGUCAAAUGUAUGGGCUUUAUUCAUGGAAUAGCAUUUUGGUUUGACGUUGCUUUUGUAGGUUCAACCGAAACUGUUUGGCUGUCUACAGCUCCUACAGAACCACUCACUCACUGGUACCAAGUUAGGUGUUUGUUUGAUAAACCGUUGAUGGCAUAUGCUGGGCAAAUUGUUAAGGGAAAGAUAAAGUUGGUUGCCAAUGAGAGACAGAGUUAUGAUGUAGAGAUUUCUGCUGAGGUCAAUGGACAGACAGCAAAUAAUUCGUUGGAUUUAAAAAAUCCUCUUUUCCGUUAUACGGGAGCUGCUGUAGUCCCCCCUCCAGGAAACGCCGUAGAGUCCCCAGCCGAUGCUCUUCUUCAACGUAUGACGAACGGGAACGUUGAGAUGCCGUUAGAAGGCGUUUCAAAUGGUUUUACUCCUGGGUACUGUGAUGCACUAACUGGCGCUACUCAAGUUGUUGCUCAUCAACUUGCUGCUUCAAGCAACAUUUCUGGUACUUCGGGAAUGAACGGCGCAGAUCUUAUUGAUAUUUGUUUGUUGCUUAACUUUUCUUAUCAGAAGAUUUCUGUUUCAAUCUUUUUUUCAUUCUGUUGAUU